Messenger RNA from Sclerotinia sclerotiorum 1980 UF-70, 2022 nucleotides. RefSeq lists its product as hypothetical. The transcript has 3 exons. NCBI's taxonomy places the organism in Eukaryota, Fungi, Ascomycota, Leotiomycetes, Helotiales, Sclerotiniaceae. Gene Ontology annotation, biological process: nuclear-transcribed mRNA poly(A) tail shortening; regulation of DNA-templated transcription. The coding region runs from base 1 to 2022 and encodes 673 amino acids. The record is from RefSeq and is a predicted model, not a curated record. Gene Ontology annotation, cellular component: CCR4-NOT core complex; P-body; nucleus.
AUGGCGGCACGAAAACUUCAACAAGAAGUCGACAAGUGCUUCAAAAAAGUCACCGAAGGAGUGGCAGAAUUCGAAUCAAUCUAUGAAAAGAUAGAACAGUGCACAAAUGCUGCGCAGAAGGAGAAGCUGGAGGACAACCUCAAACGAGAGAUCAAAAAGCUGCAAAGGCUCCGUGAUCAGAUCAAGACAUGGGCGGCAAGUAAUGACAUAAAGGAUAAGGGUCCUCUGUUAGAUCAUCGGAAAUUGAUUGAAACGCAAAUGGAGAAGUUCAAAGCAGUAGAGAAAGCCAUGAAGACAAAGGCAUAUUCGAAAGAAGGGUUGUCGGCGGCUGCCAAACUAGAUCCUAAAGAGCGCGCGAAAAUGGAAACGGGAGAAUUCUUGGGAAAUAUGGUAGAGGAGCUUGAGCGCCAGAUCGAGACAAUGGAAGCCGAACGCGAAUCGAUAUCAGCGACAAUGAAGAAGGGGAAAACCCAAAGUGCCAAGGCUGAUAGGAUAGCAGAGCUAGAUAAUCUGACUGAACGGCAUAAAUUCCAUCAAAAUAAGCUGGAACUCAUUAAACGCUGUCUGGAGAAUGGUAAUGUCGAGGUUGAUCAGGUUAAAGAUCUUGAGGAAUCCAUCAAGUAUUAUGUGACCGACAACAUGAACGAUGACUUCAUGGAGGACGAGGAGAUGUACGAUGAGCUUAACCUUGAUGAGGAAGAAGAUAACUACGGCAUGAAUAAUGAUAAUGAUCGGGUGUCAUCACAAGACACGCAAUCGAUACAAGAGGACAUUCCAGAUACGGAUCAACGGUCGAAUAGUUUACCCGGGAAAUCGAAGACGGGUCCCGAACCACCUUUGGCUGCUGCACGGAGACCUUCUACACAACUGAAAAGCCCUCUUCCUUCAUUGGCCACUUUACAUACUCCAUUAUCGACGCUAUCAACAAAUGGAAGUUCAAGUAACCUUAUGAAACCAGCUGCGGUACCUACACGUGCCCCUGGGGAGACUCUGAAAUAUGCCUCAGCAGCGGCCGCAGCUGCCGCUAGUGAUAAGAACGGUAUUGCGCCUUUGCCACCUCCACCUGAAGCCCUUCCGCCCCCCUCGACGUCAGCCAGCCACCCACCAUUAUCUGGAAAUGCCGGACGAAGACCAAGUGUAACGGCAUCUCCCACGACUAUACAUUCUCAAACAGCCAGUGUCAACCAGACACCCGUGACAAGAUCCAGUGUUCCAACUACGGAUACACCAUCAAGUGCCCAAACGAAAUCUCCAGCUUUGAGCCAAUCAAGUGCGGCGCCUAGUGGAGCAAGUGUCUCCCAUUCAGUUGAAAAAACAGAGAAUUCUAAACCAAAUGUGUCCUCGACUCCGUCAGGAAAGGCGCCAGCCCUAUCUAAGACAGCGGAAGGCAAGAGAGGUUCGUCAAAUGCUAUCCCAUAUAAGUCCAGUGCUAACAGUUCUAUGCAAGCUGUUCCACCGCAAUCAAAUGGGGUGUCGAAUGGGCUUAAGCCGAGUACACCAGAGAACACGGAAUCAGUAUAUCAUCUGCCGUCAGGGUUCCAGGACAUGCUUCAAUCUUUCGAGGUAAUUCAAAAGAGUGCUCCAGACGCUUUAUCCACUGCAUCACAGAGAAUGCUGGCAUCAUCUCAAGCUAGUGGGCCAGGCAUGCAAGACAUAUCAUCUCCUCGAAGCUAUAAACCAGAGACCCCUUUUAACACACCAUCAUAUUACCCUCAAGAUGUCCCUUCGGUGCUUGAUGACCCACGGUUGUAUAAUCGUAUAGAUGGGGAAACAUUAUUCUAUGUCUUCUACUACAAGCAAGCCACAUAUCAACAGUAUCUUGCAGCUAAAUCCUUAAAGGAACAAAGCUGGCGAUUCCAUAAGCAAUAUCAGACUUGGUUUCAAAGGCAUGAAGAGCCAAAGGAGAUUACUGAGCUGUAUGAGCAAGGGACCUACCGUUUCUUUGACUACGAAAGCACAUGGAUGAACCGAAGAAAAGCAGACUUUAAGUUUACCUAUAAAUUCCUAGAGGACGAUGUAUGA